Molecule: messenger RNA, 687 nt
Organism: Meloidogyne enterolobii
Lineage: Eukaryota; Metazoa; Nematoda; Chromadorea; Rhabditida; Meloidogynidae
Source: the annotation of a GenBank genome assembly
AUGGUUAGAAUAUUCAAAAGACUGAAUGGCACAAUAAAUGCUGAAAUAUUACCCUUUGAAACUUCUCGAAUUGUAGGCUCACAAGUGUUUAUGAAAUCUCCAUUAACACUUUGGAAGUCAAGUUUAUCAGCCUUAAUGAGCCGGGAAACUGUAAACGCAAUAAUAAGCAGCAACAAAGUGCGACAACAACUUAAUUAUCUUAAAUUCGGAUAUUGCUCUGAUGAAGCUUUAUGGGGUACAAUCGCUGGAAAUCCUAAAGAGCUAUACAUUCCUGGUGGAUUUGAUGCCAAUUAUCUUUAUGGAAGACUUUUUAAAGAGACAUAUCUAUCUGAUAUUAAGAAAAAACAAAUACAACGGCAAAAAGAACAACAAAAAGAACGAGAAGAAGAUAAACGACAGAAAAAUACUUCACAAUCCUCUCUACUUCCUAAAUACAAUGCAGCAGAACCUUUUAAUCUUUCUACUUAUUAUAUAUCAAGAUUUCAAGUUUGGAGGGAUGUGAAUCAAAUGUCAGGCUCUAAAGAAAGCAGAUGCGACGCAUAUUUCUGUCUUUGGAAGCAAAUUCACGAAAGGGCUUUAGAUUGGCAAACGCAGCAGAGAUUUGUAGGAUCGGUCUAUUCAGAACUACCCUUAGUAAAAAUGGCUAGAGGAGCACCUGAAGAUGAACUAAAGUUUUACUUUGAUUAA